UACUACCUAGAAAAUAAAGAAAAAAGAGAUUCUCGCACAGCCAAAUGGAAAUCAAACUACCUAGCUUUCAAUUUCAAUUGCGGAACCCUGCACGUUCAUCGAAUUCGUUUUGUCAAUUUGUUAUUUAAUCAGCAUUCGAAAGAUUUUUGUCAUGCAAAUUUUACAGAUAUGGAGAAACAUAUUGAUCCUCAGCAACACCUUUACUGAAUCGACGAGACUAGCAGCGGCAGCAACACAUUUGGCUUCAUUUCAUUCCACUGGUGUAACAAGACCAAUCAAAGGGAAGCAUCAGAGAGAAAACCCGUUUGAUGAUUGUGAUGACGACCCUGCAAAAGCAUUUUUUGCUGCUUUCGGAAGAGACGGUUCAAACUGGAACUUCAGACACCGGGAGCCGAGAUCCGAGUGGACGGAAUACUCCAACCAGAGUAACAGUAGAUUCAGUGAACAUGCAGCUAAAAGCGUGACAUACGCUGAUCGGAAAAUCCUUGGUUUGCCAGAAACUGGUCCUCUGAAAAUCGAAGAUGUCAAAACUGCAAGACGACUGCAUAGAGAAAGAUACGGAAACAUGGGUAGAGGGAAGUUCAAGGGCAAGCCGACUGGCCGCCGCCAGUUUUCCACCCCCGAAGAGAUGAUUGCUGGUAGCUCUGCUCGUCCUCGCACUUUCAGAAAGGAAGUAGCUGAUAUUGUGGAGGAUGAGACGUCUGAUGUAGAGUCGGAAGAGGAAUCUGAUGAUGAACCUGAAAAAGUGAAAGGUGCUGAGGGGGUCAUUCAGAUUGAGAAUCCCAACAUGGUGAAGCCAAAGAACAUGAAAGCACGCGAUGCUGAUUUGGAGAAAACAACAGAGCUCUCAAGGCGUGAAAGGGAGGAGAUUGAGAAACAGAAAGCUCAUGAAAGAUAUAUGAAGCUGCAAGAACAAGGGAAGACCGAUCAAGCUAAGAAGGAUUUGGAACGUUUGGCUCUUAUACGACAGCAAAGAGCAGAUGCUGCUAAGAAACGUGAAGAGGAGAAAGCUGCCAAAGAACAGAAGAAAGUUGAAGGACGCAAAUAAUUUUGCUGCUGCGUUAGUAAAUCGUAAAUGAUAUGAUUCAAGUACUAGUUUGGUAUAUGGAAACAGUUAUCAACUUUGAUUGAAGCAGUAUGUAUGUAUUCUGCUGUUUCCCUUUUCUUAAAUUCACUCACAUCAUCUGCAAAGUACACUAUAAAUCUUGGUGCUACACUUUAUUUAUAUUAUUCUCUAGUGACAACUUCAGUUCA
Messenger RNA from Salvia splendens (bonfire salvia), 1254 nucleotides. RefSeq names its product 28 kDa heat- and acid-stable phosphoprotein. Lineage: Eukaryota; Viridiplantae; Streptophyta; Magnoliopsida; Lamiales; Lamiaceae. The transcript has 11 exons. Bases 152 to 1048 code for a protein of 298 amino acids. The record is from RefSeq and is a predicted model, not a curated record.